This is a messenger RNA of Cavenderia fasciculata, 912 nucleotides long. RefSeq lists its product as uncharacterized. The record is from RefSeq and is a predicted model, not a curated record. Bases 1 to 912 code for a protein of 303 amino acids. The transcript has 2 exons. NCBI's taxonomy places the organism in Eukaryota, Evosea, Eumycetozoa, Acytosteliales, Cavenderiaceae.
AUGAGCAGCAGUAACAACGGAGCAUCAAGCAGUGGAUUAUCAAAGACAGAGGCCGAAGCCAAGGUGAUGGCAGAGACUAUCACAGUGUCUGACGCUAAAAACUCAUUACCACAACCAAAGGGUCAAGAAGCCGCCUCCAUCAAGGACGACCUUGAAGAUAAAAAGGCUGAUGCUCAACUUGGUUCUGGUGCCAAAGAUCAAGAAGUAUUCUUUGUUAAAGAUGAAAAUAAGGUAACCAAAGAAUUGGACAAGAGUAUUAGUCAAAAGGCAACUAUUUACUUUAAGGGAUGCAAGGAUGGCAACUAUACAAUUUCAGCACGUGCAGUCAAGAUUAUGAUUGAAGCAUGUCAGCGUUGCACCUUUAAUUUCAAGGGUCGUAUAUAUACCAACACGAUCGAAGCUUGGAAGACUGUCGACUUGACACUCAACAUUAUGAACGAUCAAGUCAAGACUUUGCAAGCUGAUAUGUCCUCGAGAAUGACCGUCCAAUUCGACACUAGAGACUCUUUGCACUCGUUGGUGUGGUCCGGUGUCAACGACCUAAAGGUCAAGUUUGAAGACGAGCCAACCUUUGUCCAUACCACUGGUUUCGAGCAAAUGAAGCAAUUAUACGCACCACAAGAACUCAGUUUCUCGGUCGACCAAUUCACCACCCGUAUCGUCGAAAAGGAGAUCACCACCGAGCAAAUCGUCCGUCUUGCCAACGGUUACCCCACCACCGAGCGUGAAGCCAAGCAAUUCGACAACCAACAAGAACUCAAUGCCAAGCGUGCCGAAGAAUUCAUCAGAAACAAAUUAAAGGAAAAUGGUAUCACCCUCGGUAGCAAGGGUAUCCCUAAAAAAGAAGCCGGCAGAAAUGAGCCAUGUCCAUGUGGUUCUGGAAAGAAGAACAAAAAAUGUUGUAAUAAAUAA